AUGGUUGCUGCCUCCAAAAUCGCCUUCUUCGCCCUCGGCGCAUCUAUCGCUCAGGCUACAACCUGCCCAUCCGGCCAGCAGCUAAUCGCCAACAACAAAUGCUGCCCGGGCUUCGCGAUCAUCAGCGGCGUCAACGACAGCGUAUGCUGCGUCCUCGACAGCAACAGCAGCUGUAAGGGCGUCGGUAUCUGCGGGGACGGCACAACCAGCUCCUGCAAGGCCAAGGUCGGGACCACCGACCCUGACUACGACCAAAAGGUCCAGGACGCGCUCUCCGGUACUUCAUCCUCGUCCGCUUCUGGCUCUGCCACUCCUACCCCCACGGCCUCUUCUGCUUCAAGUACCGCUAGUUCUGACUCUAGCUCUGAUUCAGGCUCUUCGACCUCUGGAACUAAGAAGGGUGCUGCGGAGGCGAAUAAGGCGAUGUUGGGUAUGGUUGUUGCUAUUGCGGCUGUUCCUGUUGCCUUUUACGGCCUUUGA
This is a messenger RNA of Annulohypoxylon maeteangense, 480 nucleotides long. RefSeq lists its product as uncharacterized. The record is from RefSeq and is a predicted model, not a curated record. The transcript has 2 exons. Lineage: Eukaryota; Fungi; Ascomycota; Sordariomycetes; Xylariales; Hypoxylaceae. Bases 1 to 480 code for a protein of 159 amino acids.